Molecule: messenger RNA, 4968 nt
Organism: Rhipicephalus sanguineus (brown dog tick)
Lineage: Eukaryota; Metazoa; Arthropoda; Arachnida; Ixodida; Ixodidae
Exons: 2
Coding region: 1-4968 (1655 amino acids)
Biological process (GO): DNA integration
Molecular function (GO): nucleic acid binding; zinc ion binding
Source: RefSeq, a predicted model, not a curated record
AUGGAGCGUCUACAAACAAAGAGGAGCUUGGCGCGCGUCGACCUGCAGAAGCUGAGCGAUGAGCUUAUGCUGCUGAAGACAACCGAUGACCUGGAACCGGAGCACGAGGACCGCAUCGCGGAAAUAAGAGCUGAAUUGGAGGUCAUCGCCAAAGAUCUGAAGCAUCAAGACGCGCUCAUCGACCCGCAUGUCAGCGACGACGACUUCGCCGAGGAGUGCGCGGGAGUGCGGAAGUACCAGGCGCUCAUUACACGUAUGCGGACCCGUCUGGAGCGCUUGCAACGAAAGAGCCUGUCUGGUGGAAGUACGGUGAACGGAAGUACACCGGCCUUAUCGUCCACCAGCAGCGCAGGCCCCCUCAAGCUACCGAAACUGGAACUUCAAAAGUUCAAUGGCGACCGAGUUGGCUGGCAGCCGUUUUGGGAGCAAUUUCGACAGGCUGUCCAUGAAAACUGCAGCCUUUCGAACAUCGAGCGAUUCUUAUACCUGCGUGCGGUGCUGACGGGCAAGGCGGCUGCAGCAGUGAGUGACAUCCAGGCCAGUGAACAGAACUACGACUACGCCAUAAAGACUCUGAAGGAGCGUUUCGGCCGACAGGACGUGCUCGCGCAGGAGCACCUCACGCAGCUGUUGAAUCUGCAGACAGUUAAACGGCUGGAUGACGUUAACGCGCUCCGUCGCCUGCACGACGACGUCCAGAGAAACGUCGCAGGGCUGAAGAAUUUGGGUGUUCAACCGGACACAUAUGGUGCGAUGCUGUGUGCGGUUUUGUUUCGUGUGCUGCCCACCGAGUGGGCUGUUGAGUUUCACAAGACCCACGCAACGGACAAGGAUGUGCUCGACAGCUCAACUCUAGAUGCGAUUCUUGGCUCACUUCGCCUGGAACUCGACAGCCGUGAAAGGGCCCACGCAGGCCACACACAAGCUCCACAUGAGCCGGAUAAGAGUCGCCCUCCGAAAGAUCAGCAUCCGGAUUGCAUCAAAGGAAAGGGUUCUGCCGCCAGCCUUAAAGUGAGUGUGCAACACGAGAAUGAAAAGUGCCCCUUUUGUGAUUCUCCCUCACAUGACGCGGCUGAAUGCACUGCUCCAAUACCGAUAAAGGAAAAGAAGAUGAGGCUACGGAACGCGGGGAGGUGCUACCGUUGCGCGAAAAGAGGGCAUAUGAUGAAAGCGUGCAGAAAUUGGACAAUCCGGUGCGCGAAAUGUGGUCGUCGCCACAUUACCCCCCUCUGCGACCCUCCCGUGCCAUCUUCUGACCCGAAGACCGCUGCGGAGCUCCACUCGACGGCUUCGCUGAGCAACAGCAGCAAGAAUUCGGUUCUUCUGCAAACGGCGCAAGUAUGGGUCGACGGUCCCUGCCGAAAGCGCCUGGCGCGCUGUCUAUUUGAUGGGGGCAGCGAGCGCUCAUUCGUCACCGAGAGCCUCUCUCGAGAACUGAACCUGGAGGUGAUCGGUGACGAAGAGGUGACUAUCUAUCCGUUCGGUGGGGCCGCUAACGUCAUGAAGAGCAAGCGACGCCUAGUUCGAGUGUGGCUUCGGAGCCAGUACAGCCGCAAGGAGCAUUGCGUUGAGGCGCUCGAGGUCGAGGAGAUCUGCUCCGACAAACUGGUACUACCAAGCGACGUGCAUCACCUCCCCGGAGUAGCUGCUCUACAGUUGGCAGACGUGGCGAUAUCACCGACCCGCGGUGACCGCAGCGACAUUGAGAUACUCAUUGGAGCCGACAGCUAUUGGCGUAUAGUGAGCGGUGAAGUGAGAGCUAUUGAGGGAGCGCUGGUCGCGCUGAACACUGACUUUGGAUGGACUCUGCAGGGCCCAAUUCCGCAGGCGGCCUCGACCGUGUGUUGCUCGACGGUGGCCGUCCUACGCACCGGGGUGGUGGAGCCGGCGUCCAGCCUUUCCAACGAGCUCCGAGCCUUCUGGGAAUUAGAGAGCCUCGGCAUCUCGACGAAGGACGGCCCAUCGGGAGACGACGAACACGUGAGGCACGAUUUUGUUCAUUCAUUGAGCUUUAUCAACGGCCGCUACGAGGCAAGCCUCCCUUGGAAGCCAUUAGACCGGCCUUUGGAAACUAACGAGGCAGUUGCAAGACAGCGCCUAAACAAGUUGCUUCGCCGCCUGAAGCCAAACAAUGAGAGGCUCUCUGAGUAUGACAAAACCAUCCGGAGUUAUCUAGAAGAAGGCUUCGCCGAAAGGGUUCCGGCAAACGAGAUCAAAAACGGAGCCCAGAUUUACUACAUGCCGCACCGGGCAGUUCUACGACCUGGCAGCUCUACGACCAAAGUGCGAAUUGUGUUCGACGCCUCCGCGAAAGCGCAUGGUUGUAUGUCCCUUAACGACGCACUAGUGACCGGCCCGAGCCUAAACCCAGACCUGCUGCAGCUGCUUCUUAACUUCCGGUGUCAUGCCAUUGCGAUCACAGCGGACAUUGAGAAAGCUUUCCUUCAGAUUGGGGUAAACCCUGAGGACCGCGACGCACUCCGCUUUCUGUGGUUCCGUGACCCGCCAAACGAGCAAACGACAGGCGAUGAAAUUGAGGUGUGGCGCAUGACGCGAAUCCCGUUUGGCGCAACAAGCAGCCCCUUCAUACUGGCCGCCACUAUUCGACACCAUCUCGAUGGUGUCGGCGCUGCUCUCUCAGACACUGCCAAUGUGCUAGAGAAGUGUCUCUAUGUCGACGACCUAAUUACGGGCGUUGACAACGUGCAAGAGGCCACUACCUUCUACGAGAAAGCACUGCAGAUCAUGAGCUCUGCUGGAAUGAAGCUAAGGAAGUGGAGCUCCAACAGCGACACACUGCAACAGCGAUUCAUUUCCGAUGGAGUCGAGAAUCCGUGUAGUGUCAGUGAGGCCGCGACGUCAGAAAUGACACCUGUGCUAGGGCUCGAGUGGAACAGGGAGAGCGACGAGCUGCGGUAUCCGCUCAGAACUGUGUUGGAGCUGGUCAGCGUAAACCGAAACACCAAGAGAUUUGUACUGCAGGCGUCAGCAAGGAUAUUUGAUCCUCUUGGUCUUCUUGGCCCAGUCACCAUCACAGCCAAGAUGCUAGUUCAAGAGCUCUGGACACUUGGAUUAGAAUGGGACGCACUGCUACCGCCAGGUGUGAGUGAGAGGUGGGAAAAGUGGAUCGAUAAUCUGCACCACCUCACUGCUAUUACCCUUCCCCGUCGUUACGCUUGCCACAUGGAAGCCGCCGAGUUGCACAUAUUUACAGACGCAAGUCCGCGCGCUUAUGGGGCGGUCGCAUACCUGCGCGGCGAGAGAGAUGGGAAGACCACCGUGAGCCUCAUCCUGGCAAAGACACGCGUGGCGCCACUGAAAACGCUCUCGCUCCCACGGUUGGAGCUCCUCGGGACCGUGUUGGGCGCUCGAAUGUGCGCCAAUUUGAGGGAAGCCCUGGGUGAGGGCCUCUCUAGGGUGACCCUUUGGACAGACUCUAUGAUUGCUCUGCACUGGAUAAGAGGCUCAGCUACUCAAUGGAAGCCUUUCGUGGCGAACCGCGUGCUAGAAAUCCAAAGGCUGGUUGAUCCGAGCGACUGGCGACAUUGCCCGGGCGGAGACAAUCCAGCGGAUCUGAUCACCAGAGGCGUCCCUCCGGAGGCUUUGAAGGCAUGCGAGAAAUGGUGGAGAGGACCGACAUGGCUGUCUCAGGCAUCGACAACAUGGCCUUGCGUAGUUGCUGACGUUCCUGCAGAAAUCAUCCACGAAAAGCGAAGGUUGACCAAGACGGCAGUGGGUAGUGUCUCCGCGACUGCCCUCCCACUUCUCAUAGACAUCGAGCGCUUCAGCGACUUGAAUCGUUUGUUACGAGUGACAUCUUGGGUGCGUCGGUUCACGCAUAACUGCAAACACGGCGCCCAGAGGCGAAAUGGCGCGCUCAGUGCUGAAGAAAUUCGGGAAGCGCGGGAUCUUCUGACCCGGCAGGUGCAGAGAGAAGCGUUCGGUGACGCACGGAGCAACGUUGAGUCAAACGGCCGCCUCAAACAACAGCCAGACCUCAAAAGUUUGGAACUGUUCAUCGAUGACAGCGGAUUGUUGCGGCUAAAGGGGCGUUUGCAGAAAUCGAAUUUGGCCUAUGAAACGGCGCACCCCAUCGUCCUGCCCGCAUCACAUCACUUCGGGGAGCUCCUGAUACGGAACGAACACCGGCGGCUGCUGCAUGCUGGCUGUUUGGACACAUUGACGCAGUUAAGAGAGACAUUUUGGAUCGUUCGAGCUCGACAGGCAGUAAAGAAGGUGUUGAACCGUUGUUUUGUGUGCAAGAAGAUGAGCAGCAAGGCUGCAACGCAGCCUGUCGCGCCACUACCUAGAGACAGGGUAUCUGAAGCGGCACCUUUCAUGGUAUCGGGCCUCGACUUCGCCGGACCAGUGCUCACGAAAACGGAUGGCAAGAUACAGAAGUCCUACAUCUUGCUACUCACAUGCGCUGUCACCAGAGCGAUCCAUUUGGAAACAGUCACCGACCUGUCCACGGGGUCCUUCCUUUUGGCUUUUCGCCGCUUUGUGGCGCGGCGCGGACUCUGCCGCACCAUUUAUUCUGACAAUGCUAAAACCUUCCACCGUGCGGCAGGUGAGCUGAAAAGGCUGUGGAAAGCGGCACGCGACCAAGAAGCGCUCUACUAUUUGUCUCAGCAGGGAAUCGAGUGGAAAUUCAAUGUGGAAAGAGCCCCCUGGUGGGGAGGUUUUUGGGAGAGAAUGGUGCGCUCAACGAAGACCUCAUUGAAGAAAGUGCUUGGGUGCAGCUACGUAACGUUUGAGGAACUCUGCACUAUCCUGACGGACAUUGAGGCGGUGCAUCCCCGCCUCUUCCAAAAUACUGAAGCAAUCGUUGACGACUUGCUGUGCUUCGUCUUUGCUCUGUGCUCCGAUGACCAAAUCAUCUACAUAGAAAUGAUCCUUCAACAGUUUGGCAGUCGAAGGGUACUUGUCUUCCACGAGUUGAAAGUGGUGUCGCAGAGUUGCCGCUAG